Messenger RNA from Hyaena hyaena (striped hyena), 2985 nucleotides. It is a transcript of the gene LBH, whose product is annotated as LBH regulator of WNT signaling pathway. The record is from RefSeq and is a predicted model, not a curated record. Gene Ontology annotation, cellular component: nucleus. NCBI's taxonomy places the organism in Eukaryota, Metazoa, Chordata, Mammalia, Carnivora, Hyaenidae. Bases 227 to 544 code for a protein of 105 amino acids. Gene Ontology annotation, biological process: positive regulation of DNA-templated transcription. The transcript is spliced from 3 exons.
CUUCCCGGGCUCUUUGUGGGGCCGCGAGCUCGGUGGAGAACCGGGAGCUCCGUGUGCUCUGCGGACACCGCUGGCAGCGGGGCUGUCUCCGGAAGGCGGACCCGCGAACGCCUAGUGCUUGCACUCGGCCGCCGUCCGCGCCUGUCUGCGCCCCUGACAUCCUUACUCGGGACGCGGUGGCCGUUUUUAAGUCACAAGGGCGUGGGUCAGCCUCCCCUAGGACUUCAUGUCUGUAUAUUUCCCCAUUCACUGCCCUGACUAUCUGAGAUCUGCCAAGAUGACUGAGGUGAUGAUGAACACCCCAUCGAUGGAGGAGAUUGGCCUCAACCCCCGAAAGGAUGGCCUUUCCUAUCAGAUCUUCCCCGACCCGUCGGACUUUGACCGCUCCUGCAAAGUGAAGGACCGCCUGCCCUCCAUCGUGGUGGAGCCCACAGAGGGCGAGGUGGAGAGUGGGGAGCUCCGGUGGCCUCCCGAGGAGUUUGUGGUCCAGGAGGAUGAGCAGGACAACUGUGAAGAGACAGAGAAAGACAACAAGGAGCAAUAGAGUCCUCGCCGACUCCCUCGGGGCCAUACCAGACGGCAUGUGUCCCGGAACUGCGUGUUCUUUCCCGUUUUGAUGGAAGAAGGGAGUGAGCCACAGUAGUUCUGAAAAUGUCAAAUGAUGGCUUCCGUUUUGCACCUGCAAAUCACCAAGUUGGUUUUCUUUUCUUUCCUUUCCUUUUUUUGAGAUGCUGGGCAGUGGAGCCCUCUGCGACAAUGUGCAAGGCCUUCUGAGAAAGGAAGCUGCUUAGAGCAGGGGUGGGGGGUUGCGGGGAAGUUGUGCAUCUUCGAGAUCAGAAUCUGAACCUGAGCAGGCUAGAGGCAGCAGUGGGAUUCCAGUGGGCUCCGGAGGGGGUGGUGAGGGUGCAGUGGGGGGGGGGGGCAGGAUGGGGUAUGUGCACCGCGAGCGAGGAACAUUUGGGGUAAGAGAACAAACAGGAGACGAAAGAGAAAAUACACACUUUGAAAGAAAGCAUCGAGCGGAGGAGUGCAGCCAGGAAGUUCCCCGCCAGCAGCUGCUGGGGCAUCAGGAAGCGACGUGUUCAUCUCUCUCUCUCUCUGUCUCUCUCUCCAGUUCUGCUCACCACAGCCUUUGCUUUUAUUUUGGCUGUGUUGGUCUGUUAAUGGGAGGCAGAAAAAAAGAGCAGUAGAAACCGGCUGCCUGCAAAACCGGCUGGAGGUGAGGCGUGGGUGGGAAGGCUUCCCUGCCCCUCCUCCACCCUCACUCCAGCCUUGGCAUAGCCGGUUCACAUACCCGCUCUAAUCUGGAAGUUUCUUAAGAGGCGGCGCUCUUGAGCUUUUCUCUCCUGAUUUUUCCUAUUGCGCACCGUCCCCCACCUACCCCCCCCCCACUGCCGGCCCAGCCCUUUGGGAGUAGCGGGGGCACACCCCGCCCUUGCAGAAGGACCGGGGUGGAUGGACUCUUGGGCAUGGAGACCCCUGCCCCCUGCUCCCCUAGGCUUGCUCUGUUCUGAGGGGAGGCACGACCUACUGGCCCUGCUCGGCCCCCACCCCUCCCCAGCCCCUGGGCGUAGCAGUCAGGCAGAGGUCGUUCCCAGCUGUGCAGUGGGUCCCAGCCAGCCUGACCAGCAGAGGUACCCACUCCCAUGUGGGCUCCUGGCCUGGCUUUAUUUUUGGUGGGAGCAGAGUGGAGAGCAGAGGAAGCUCUGUGUUUCUCACUGGGGAGGUGAGCUUUAAUGCAGAUCCCAAAUUGGAGACUUAGCCAUGGGGGCCACAGGGCUCUCCUGCAGCAGUUUGAAACUGAAGGUGUCAUGCGAUCCCUGGCUUCUCCUUGUGAUGUUCCAGAUGCAGGUGGGUGGAUGGCAUGGUGACGAUGAUGAGGGAGCGCUAAGCAUCGGCCCUCAUCCCUCCCCCCUCUCCCCUGGCCCCUGCAAGGGCACAGUUGCAAGAGAAAGCUAGCCUUGGACUUAGAGCUUCUUACAGUUAAGAACCCUCUGGAGCAGCAAGUUGCAGGGCGCACUGUUCAAACCUCCUGCAGCUCACAGCAUGACCCUCCUGGAGGCUGAACCCGGCCAGCAGAGGCACCCUGCCGCUCUCGGGUGGGUCUGGGCUGACCCCAGUUUGGGACUUGUGUACAGAGCUGUAUUUAAUACCUCAAGGCUAGUGUGGUUCCAGGGACCUGGGGCGGGGGGAUGAGGUGUGCGGUUCACACCUCCACAGGAUUUGGUUCUAGAAAGCCGACACCCAGCCCCCAGCCCCCCCCCCACCCCCCGCGUCCUGCCCCCCGCCCCGUGUUGUCUGCUUGUAUUACACACACCGAUGGCAAUAACUUCUUCCAGCUCCUCGGGAACGGGCGAGGCCUGCAGCCCGCAGCCUCUCAUGCGCCCGCUGGUCCUGCUCUGGCUGCAGAGUCCUCCCUCCUUCCUCAUCCCUCACCUGCCUCCCUUCGUGGAUGGGGCCUUGCCUUUUACAAUCCCGUUUCUGUGUCCCUCUUAUCCGCUCCUUUCUCUCAUCUGUCCUGGUCUUGCCGUGUGAUAGGAACGUGCUUGUAAACUGCAUAACAAAUCUACUUUGUGUAUAUGUGUGUUUAUGGGGGUGUCUUAUUAUUUUGCUGGUCGCUAGAUGCCUUUGUACGACCAUUCGGAGUCUGAGCAGGCCGGGAGCUGACAGCUAAAGUCAGGACCUGCAGCAGCCUGUUGGAGGGACCCAGCCACUCUUUGACAAGUGGCCGAGCUCCUGUCUGGCCUCCUGUUGUUUCGUUUUUCGUUUUUUUGUUAUUUUUUUUAAGUAACUUGUGUGUAUUUCUAACUGAUCGUAUUAAAAAAAAAAACCUAGUAUUUCAGUAAAAAAUGCCUGUUGUAAGAUGAACCUCCUGUAACUUCUAUCUGUUCUUUUUUGAGGCUCAGGGAGAAACUAGCAUUUUUUUUUUUCAAACUACUUUUUGUCACUGUGACAGUUGUAAAUAAAGUUUGAAAAUGCUUUCCA